Messenger RNA from Neolamprologus brichardi, 1229 nucleotides. The record is from RefSeq and is a predicted model, not a curated record. Lineage: Eukaryota; Metazoa; Chordata; Actinopteri; Cichliformes; Cichlidae.
UCCCGCAACUAUUUUUCUAUUGUUGCACUACCUGCUCUAUACACGCAGUGUCGAGCAACGGUGGAGACGGAAUUUCAAGCAUUUUGCGGCAACCACAAAACAGAGAGAGCAUUAGAAGCACAAGCAGUUUAUGCUGCCACUGCUGCAGAGAUGAUGCGACUGUGUUGGGCCCUAGUACUGAUUUUUUCUUAUUCCACUUCAGAAGGCACUAUAAUCAUCACAGAGCCUGGUGAGAGCAUCACUUUGAAGUGUUCCCCAGAAGAAUGCCCCCAAAACAGUGGUCGAUAUGUUGGGAUGUAUCUGUAUCAUAGGUUUACUGAACAGAAUGAGGUGUAUUUCUAUAGCAACCAUGUUAACAGCAAAGUCACUGUGCGAUCGAGAUACAAAGGCAGGAUUGAGUCAAACGGAGCUCCCAUGAACCACAGCAUCACCAUGACCAAUCUGACUGUGGAUGAUUCUGGUGUCUACACUUGUGUCUACAAAGAAUCAGUAGACAAAAGUGCUGAGUGCAAAGUCUACACAGUUUUUGUAAGAGAAAUAACAAACAAACCUUACAGAAAGCUCCAGACGACCGCAGAGAAGAGACGUCUACCUGGUGGUAAUCGUGAGCAUAAUACUACCGAGCAUCCCAAAGAAUCAUGUCCCAGACAAAAAGCACUCUUGCCCACUGCAGAGGAGAGACAUCUACCUCUGGUGUUAAUCAUAAGUAUUUCCACCAUCAUCCUGCUGUUCAUCAUAAUCUUAAUCCUACUGAUGAUCCAGAAGGCGAGAAAAAUGAAAAGCCACGAAAGAAAAGCAAGACCUUCCCUGCAAGGAUCCAAUGAUUAUGUGUAUGAAGUUAUGAUGAAGACCAACGGGUGCCCAGCAGCAGCUCCAGAGCAGCCAGCACAAAACUCCUAUGAGCUUGUUUAGAUAUGUAGUCGAAUAUUAUUCACUUUUGAAGCUGUUGAUGGGGUGUUUUUUCUUCUUCUUUUGUUUCACUGUUUUUGGUUGAUUUUUGUUUUUGAAGUGAUUUAAAUCACAAUGAUGCACUCAAAGUGACCAUUCAUAGUGUUGCAUUGCCUCUGUUCCCUGAUUAUUCGAGAAUUGAGCGGGCCUUUGAAAAAAGCAUAAAUACAUAUUGUGAUAUCAUAGGGAUAGGGUUUGGGUUGUUGCUUGUGAGGACCUAGACCUCAGACACCAUAAUAAACAUCAGCAGCCUGAUUAUUCAUCUGUUACUUUAGCACAAA